Messenger RNA from Moesziomyces antarcticus, 420 nucleotides. RefSeq lists its product as uncharacterized. NCBI's taxonomy places the organism in Eukaryota, Fungi, Basidiomycota, Ustilaginomycetes, Ustilaginales, Ustilaginaceae. The transcript has a single exon. The record is from RefSeq and is a predicted model, not a curated record. Bases 1 to 420 code for a protein of 139 amino acids.
AUGCUCGACCUUCUGCCAGAGCCCGAUCUUCUGCAAUACGAGUCUCGUCUGCACAGAGAAGUCGAGACUUUGAUGGACGAAGCCGCCGAGUACUAUGAAAUUAUCCAUGACGACAUUCGCUCGAAGCAAACCGCAAAGGUGCUGGUCUCGAAGGGCGUGCAGACAGAGGAUCAAUCUGACGAGGAGGACAAGGACGCAGGCUUGGCCAAGAGAAAAAGCGAAGACGAGACAUCGCCACCGGCAUCCAAGAAAACGAAGACGGACGAUGGCGAACAGAGCGAGUCCAAGUCGGACGAUGCUCAGGCAACCGACGCAAACGCAGCUUCGACAUUGUCGUCGCCGGUUAACAGCCAAGAGAGACGAGAGGUGCGUCCAAAGUGGCAGUUCACGACGCUCGUCCCUAUCGAGAGCUCGCCCUGA